Molecule: messenger RNA, 1592 nt
Organism: Oncorhynchus kisutch (coho salmon)
Lineage: Eukaryota; Metazoa; Chordata; Actinopteri; Salmoniformes; Salmonidae
Product: olfactory receptor 142-like
Exons: 3
Coding region: 331-1275 (314 amino acids)
Biological process (GO): G protein-coupled receptor signaling pathway; detection of chemical stimulus involved in sensory perception of smell
Cellular component (GO): membrane
Molecular function (GO): G protein-coupled receptor activity; odorant binding; olfactory receptor activity
Source: RefSeq, a predicted model, not a curated record
GUGAUUCCCAUCAUGUAGUCUACAAAAGCCGUGCGCAAAAAUAUCAUAAUGAUAUACUUCUGGCAACCUGGAGAAGAGUGUUUGGCUUGGAUAGAUAGGGACUCUCAGAAACAGUUUCAACCCGAAACAGAACUUCCAGUUUUCACACUGAUUAAGGAAGUUUAAAGGGAUUUUCAUAACAUCGCGUCUCAUCAUUGGUGUGCCGUGAAGACCACCUGACCUGAUUUGACAGGAGAUCAGAUUUAAAGAGUUCAUAAGCUCUUCAAUUCAGGUCAUACAACUGGUGGGGAGAUACAAGUACAAAGUAUUUGAAGAAAUACAUUUCAGGUGAUGGAAAAUUCAUCAACAGUAUCAUCCAUCAUACUGUCUGCAUACUUUGGAAUGGAGGAUCUUAAGUAUUUGUACUUCAGCAUUUUCCUUAUUUUGUACAUUGCAAUUGUUGCUGAAAAUGUCAUUAUAAUUGGAGUAAUCUACACUGAGAAAACAUUGCAUCAACCAAUGUAUUUCCUGGUGUGUAACUUGGCAGCAAAUGGUCUCUAUGGUAGCACUGCGUUGCUGCCAGCACUGUUGAAAAAUGUAGUUUCCCACCCUAGUGAGGUAUCUCUAGCCGGCUGUCGAACACAGAUCUAUUGUAUACAUACAUAUGCUAUUGUUGAAUUUACAAUUUUAGGAGUGAUGUCUUAUGAUAGGUAUGUUGCUAUAUGCCAUCCACUGCGAUAUCAUACCAUCAUGUCUCUGACAAAAGUGUAUAAACUUGUAGCAUUCACCUGGAUUUACCCUUUGGUAGCAUUUCUCAUCUUUUUCAUUAUAACUCUUCAACUGAGAUUUUGUGAUAAAACUAUAGAUAAAUUAUACUGCAUCAAUUACUCACUUAUAAAGCUCUCCUGUACAAAUACGUCUGUUGUGAACAUAAUAGGAUUAAUGUCUGUGGUUUUGUAUAGUGUACCACAGUUAGUUAUGAUAAUUUACUCAUAUGCACAUGUCCUGAGAGUCUGUGCAUUAUCUUCCAAAGAAUCCAAACUCAAAGCACUGCGAACUUGCACUCCACACCUGUUUGCUAUUAUCAACUACUUUGUGGGUUGCUACUUUGAAAUAUUGCAAAGCCGAUUUGACACAAGUCAUUUACCUUACAGAACUCAAGUGUUUAUGUCACUUUACUUUUUGAUAUUCCCUCCCAUUCUUAAUCCAGCAAUCUAUGGGUUAAGUAUUCAAGCCAUAAGAGUGAAGCUGUUGAAACUUUGUUAUAAUAAGAAUAGGAUAUUGUCAAUACAGUAGCCAAGGAUGUUGAUUUGAUUUCCAUUGUACAUGUUUCUCUAUUUAUCUAUAAUGUUUGUAUUGUGUUGAAGUAAUAGUAUAGAUUACACUGGUUGUACAUAUAACAUAGAUAUUAUAUAUCUAACAAUCUAUGAAAUGUAAUAAACUGCAGAACAUCUUCUUAAUGCUGUUUUAUAAUAAAAUACAUAAUCAUGGAAUUACAUUUUUCUUUUGAAGGAGAUGGUUUUUCGGAUGACUGCCUUGCCUGGUUCACCAAUUACUUUGCAGACAGAGUUCAGUGCGUCAAAUCGGAGGGCAUGCUGUCUGGUCCUCUGGCA